Messenger RNA from Haemonchus placei, 661 nucleotides. NCBI's taxonomy places the organism in Eukaryota, Metazoa, Nematoda, Chromadorea, Rhabditida, Trichostrongylidae. The record is from the annotation of a GenBank genome assembly.
UUCGAGGUUCGGACUACUUCUAGAAACGUAGUGACUCCAUAAAUGGACCGACUGAUCGAUUGUUAUUGAUCGUGAUUAUUGAAAGGCUUCCCAUGCCAGUUUGACGGAUUUUCCAUCGGGCUAUGGCUACCCCUCUCCCAUAGGAACAGAUCUGAUUCACGUCGGUGAAUAUUGUCAAGGAUCAAAGGAACUUCCACCGGAUCUGAAGAGCUUUGUUGAGGAUCCAACUUCAAAAGGAACGAUAUACAUAGCAUUUGGAUCUCUUGUUAAUUGGAAUGCGGCUAAACCAGAGAUAAUAUCCACAUUUUUCGAUGCCCUGAAUACCUUCAGUGACUACAGAAUCAUAUUCAGCUAUGCAGGUCCAGAGAACGAUAUACUCGCUCAUAACAAAACUGUUUUAUUUUUCACCCAUGGUGGAUUGAAGAGUAUAAAAGAAGGUAUUUGCUCGAAUACCCCCAUGCUUUUCUUACCUUUCUUCGCGGAUCAACCUCGAAAUGCACUUUUCGCUCGUCGUUUGGGUAUCGCUGACGUGAUCUAUAAAAUGAACAUAACAAGAGAAGAACUGAGUUCAAAAAUCAAUCGAGUACUUACGGAUACCAGCUUCGCAAUCAACACUCGAAAGGUAGGUACUAUUUACAGACUUUGUGAGAAACAUCAAUGA